GCCCUACGCUCGUCGUGCUCUCAUACCUCGGAAUUCUAAACAUCAGACAACGAACGGGCAAAGGCCACAAAUUAGUCCAAGACAGUCAGCCCUCUUUAACUUGCAACCUGCAGUACCAACCAAAGUGCUUGUGGCUGUCUAUCUCUUUACUGUGCAACUGGAGCUCAACCGACGGAAUCUGGCCCAGUCUAUUGCAAGAUACUUACUGAUUCAAAUUCCCUCCGAGCGACCCGGCACUUUCUACAAGUCUAGUGGUACUCCCCCUCUUUACAUCCCCCGUCUCCUUCUCCCGUUCUCCCGUUCUCCCUUUCUCUCGUCCUAUUAUUCUCGCUUGUAUACUCCGUGUUUACCGGGCGUGCGCCUUGCUGUUCUGCUUCCUCACCUUUGUGUCUCCGGUGCCGCUUGGAACACGUAGACGGAAAGUUUAAAAGAUUUUAGAGCACUCGGAUUCCUUCACAUUCUCUGCAACCGUGGCAAAGACCCAGUACAACCCUUUUUCUCUCUCAACAAAGCUGAAAUCUGCGUUAUUUUGAACCAGGGCCCAUUUGAGCUGGACAAACAGCUGCUCACUUCCCUCUGCCUCUUGUCUCGCUCGCCCGGGUUGAUCCGGCCAAGGUCGUUCGUUACAAAUGGCUUCAUCUCCACUGUUCCAGGCCUUGCGUGUGGCGUAUAAUGAUGAUUCUCCAGAGGGCUACUGGGGAGAGAAAACUUCAACUCUGAAUUUUUGCGAAGAGGACUAUGUAGUUUCUUAUUACUGUGCUGAAGUUUGCAAUACCCUGACCAACCUCUUGUUCCUAUGGCUUGGCUUCAAAGGCGUACAUAACUGCGUAUCUCAGGGUCACCCACGCAUUUUCCUAGUCGCAUAUCUAGGAUACAUUAUUGUUGGACUGGGCUCUACUGCCUUCCAUACAUCCUUGAAGUACCCUAUGCAGCUUAUCGACGAGCUAUCCAUGAUAUACACCACGUGUCUCAUGGUCUUUGCAACAUUUUCAUUCUCAAAGUCUAGCAGAUUUUCGGUCUUGUUGGGCGGCGGUCUCGUUCUCUUGGCUGGUCUUAUCACGUCCUACUACCACAUCACCAAAGAUCCGGCUUUCCACCAGGCCUGCUAUGCGGCGUUGACAGCAACGGUUGUUUUACGCAGCUUGUAUGUCAUGGAGACGCAGCUGCGGCCAAUUCUGGCACGAAGAAACAAGGACAAGGCCGAUAUCAUUCUCAAAACCAUGUGGAUCAUGGUUGGAACAGGACUCAGUGUCUUCCUCAUGGGGUUUCUCAUUUGGAAUAUUGACAAUGCGUUCUGCAGCCAGAUAAGGCAAUGGCGACGACAGCUUGGUUUGCCUUGGGGUGCACUGCUAGAGGGCCAUGCUUGGUGGCACUUGAUGACAGGUGUUGGAGCUUACUACUACAUUACAUGGGGCAUAUGGCUACGCAGAUGUCUCGAGGGCCGCGAAGAUGAGUACAAACUCGUCUGGCCAAGGUCGCUUUCGUCGAUACCGCUAGUGGUCAAAGCAGAGAAGUCGGACUGAGAAAUCCGGAUAUGAAUGGUGGACAGACAGACAAUCCGUAGCCUUCAAGGCAAGAUUGCACCGGCACACCAGCCGAGGGCUUGGCGACAGCAGUCGCGUGCCUAUUCUCAAGCAAAGGAAGACACAAGCACCUCUAGGAGCCCUGUUUAGAACCAUUGGCAGAUAGAUGUAUCUAGCAGCCAGCACUGCUGGGCGCAGAUGGCAGGAUGACAUAUGCCUGCACCUACGGCAUACUAGAAAUACCCCC
Messenger RNA from Colletotrichum scovillei, 1770 nucleotides. RefSeq names its product alkaline phytoceramidase. Gene Ontology annotation, cellular component: endoplasmic reticulum membrane. The record is from RefSeq and is a predicted model, not a curated record. NCBI's taxonomy places the organism in Eukaryota, Fungi, Ascomycota, Sordariomycetes, Glomerellales, Glomerellaceae. The coding region runs from base 630 to 1523 and encodes 297 amino acids. Gene Ontology annotation, biological process: ceramide biosynthetic process; ceramide catabolic process. The transcript has 9 exons.